AAACUGGAAUCCACUGGAUCAAGGAAAAUCGACUCAAAUGGCGAGAAUUUUUAAUUGUUUCGGGUUUUCAUACAAUGCAGUAAGUUAAUAUCGGGAAUAGGCAAUAUUUGUAAGCAUCUUUAUUGGAUCCUCGGAUUUGGCAGCUUUCAUAGAUCCUAACGAUCUUCAUUCUCAGUCAGUUGCUGCGUCUGCUGUGUGACGUCUGUUCAUAUCUGCUGUUGCGGCUAUCACACGAAGAUUCUCACACGCUGUCAAAAAUUAAGACCCCGAAGGCUGGAUCAGAUCUGAAGUGGUUUUUUGGCGCUGUGGAUUUUUUUGUGUCUGGCCAACAUUCAGCUCAGUCUUGCGAAGGAGAAGACGUAAUUGGAUGCGGGAUUGGGGAUUCGUCUUCGUUUUAUCAUAUCUGGUGAAGAGGACAAUUCUUAACAUCGUAUUGAAAUGGCGCAUUUGACCGUGCAAGACCAGUUUUGGCGUAUCCCACCAGUUACCCGAACCUACACGACGGCGUGUGUUUUGACUACGAUAUUGGUGCACCUGGAAAUUCUUAGUCCCUUCCAGCUGUACUACAAUCCGAGUCUGAUCGUCUAUCGCGGCCAGAUAUGGAGACUGUUUUCCACAUUCCUCUUCUUCGGUUCGUUUGGCUUUAACUUCCUUUUCAACCUGAUUUUCACUUACCGAUACUGCCGCAUGCUGGAAGAGAAUCAUUUUCAUGGCAAAACCGCCGAUUUCAUUUUCAUGUUUCUGUUCGGGGGACUUUUAAUGGCGAUCACCGGAACUUUUGUCCAGAUUCUGUUUCUGGGACAAGCCUUUACGAUAAUGUUGGUUUAUGUAUGGGCGCGGAGAAAUCCUUUUGUGCGGAUGAAUUUCUUCGGAUUGAUGAACUUCCAGGCGCCUUAUUUACCUUGGGUUUUGUUGGGAUUUUCGUUACUGCUGGGAAAUUCGAUCGCCGUUGAUGUUAUGGGCAUCGCGGUGGGUCAUGUUUAUUACUACCUGGAAGAUGUUUUUCCUCGACAGCCAGGAGGAUUCAAAAUUUUACGAACACCCAGAAUAUUAAAAUGGAUAUUCGAGCGGCAACCAGUUGAUCCUGUUGUGAUACCACCCGAGGAACGACCUGGUGGUUUUGAUUGGGGCGAAGAUGUGCCGGCUAAUAAUGGACCAGACAACAACGCGCAAUAAGCCUUGCAGCCGAUAAUAUUCCUCGAUGAUAUUUGUUAAUUCUUUCUGUUGUUUUGUUCAAGUGGUUUUCGGACGUUAAAUGUCAUCGCGACAAAACAGCACUCGAAAUAAUUAAUGCUGGUAUUCCCUACUUGCGUCAUUUGUCAGAGUGCUGACGAAAUUGUGAUGUUAUGAACUGUUAGGACAAUGAUUUGUUAGAUUAUUGUCUGCCAAAGGCAAACUGUUACUGUCAUUUUGUUUCGUGUAUCUUGUCAAUUAACGAAACAGAACAGUGUGUAAAUUGCUGAAAAAAAUCACUGCUAAUAAAUUUCAAUUUCA
Molecule: messenger RNA, 1494 nt
Organism: Paramacrobiotus metropolitanus
Lineage: Eukaryota; Metazoa; Tardigrada; Eutardigrada; Parachela; Macrobiotidae
Product: derlin-2-like
Exons: 6
Coding region: 439-1176 (245 amino acids)
Biological process (GO): endoplasmic reticulum unfolded protein response
Cellular component (GO): endoplasmic reticulum membrane; Hrd1p ubiquitin ligase ERAD-L complex
Molecular function (GO): misfolded protein binding; ubiquitin-specific protease binding
Source: RefSeq, a predicted model, not a curated record